AUGAUAAUCUUGGCGACGUUCGAUCAGGAACAGCAGACUUAUCUGAGAACCAUUUUUGACGGGCCAGCAGAUUUGAUGAGGGAUCCUCUGCCAAUUGCCUAUGAUGCACACUUUCAUCUAGACAGGUUGAAGACCAAGUUGAGUCUGCCAAAUUGUGCUACGUUGGAGGCCAUCUGGUCUAAAGCAGAAGUAUUGCCCGACAUGGAAAUAGACCUCAUCGGAUCUUGUGCAAGCUUCUGUGAUCCCAAGACGUGGCCAACAAACAGACAGCUUCAGGAUCUUCCCGGGAGUUUGGCAGUGGCGGUAGGGAUCCAUCCAAGGCACGCCAGCAACCACCAAUAUGCACGAGAGUCUUCGGAUCUCAAAAGGUUGGAAGUUCUUCUGCGCCAGAAAAGGGUUGUUGCGCUGGGAGAGAUUGGUGUGGACCAUUCGGAGAUGCCGCAUCAUUGGCACCAUCAAUUGGAGCUGCUGGACGUCAUUUUGCCACUAGCUCAAGAGAAACAGACCGUUAUUUUCCACUGUAGGGGAAUGCAGAAUGAUGACGGGACGGAGGCGUAUCUGGUAUUGCUGCACUAUGCCAAGAAAUACCUGAACAAGGACCACCCAGUGUAUCUCCACUGCUUUACUGGAGACAGUUACGUCCUCGAAAAGUGGCAACAUGCAUUCACCCACCUGUAUUGUGGUUUCACAGCGAUGGCCAAAAGUUUCAACGAAGACCAGAAACAAGCCAUGAAGAAGGUCCCGCUGACUUCCAUGUUGUUGGAGACGGAUGCCCCAUACUUUCCACCCGAAGGAGAAAGGAUCUCGGCUCCAAAUCAGCUGUACCGUACCGCAAAGAUUGUGAGCCAUAUAUAUGGAAUGCCAGCGGCGGAACUACUCCAGGCUACAGCGGAAAAUGGAAGGAGUCUGUUUCGUGGGGAGAACUAG
Mya arenaria is the source of this 927-nucleotide messenger RNA. RefSeq names its product putative deoxyribonuclease TATDN2. The coding region runs from base 1 to 927 and encodes 308 amino acids. The transcript has a single exon. Lineage: Eukaryota; Metazoa; Mollusca; Bivalvia; Myida; Myidae. Gene Ontology annotation, molecular function: hydrolase activity, acting on ester bonds. The record is from RefSeq and is a predicted model, not a curated record.